CGAGGAUCUUAUCUACCCCUCUCUCCGGAGCCCGGAGCUUCCAUUCCGGGCGCCACCGGUGAAGCCGGAGGUUCUGAUGCUUCUUGGAAUUGUUCAGGUGGUGGUGUCUGGUGGUUUUUGUUGCUCGCCGGAGUUAGCUGUCAGCAAUAGCUGGCGGCGGGGAUGAUGGAGCUCUGCUGCUCCGGCGUCCUCGGGGGAACGGCCCCGUCGAGGACCCCGAAGGCUGGGGCCGCGGGGGUUUCUUCCCCCGCUGGCGCUGGGUUGCUGGCGUCUCGGCCCAAGAAGCGGCGGGUCGGCCGAGCUGGCUUCCGCCGGCUGGAGCCGCGCGCGCCGCCGCCGCCCUGCGACGAACGGAGGGCGGGGGCGGAGGACGUCAUCCACAUGCUCAGGUCGGCGGACGGCCCCGCGGAGGCUCUGGAGCUGUUCAAGUCGGUGGCGCGGCAGCCCAGGGUCGCCCACACGACCGCGUCGUGCAACUACAUGCUCGAGCUUAUGCGCGCCCAUGGCCGGGUUGGGGACAUGGCCCAGGUGUUCGACGUAAUGCAGAGGCAGAUCGUCAAGACAAACGUGGGCACCUUCGCGACCAUCUUCAGAGGGCUUGGCGUGGAGGGGGGCCUCCAGAGUGCGCCGGUGGCCCUGCCGGUCAUGAAAGAUGCUGGGAUUAGCUUGAAUGCAUACACGUACAAUGGCUUGAUUUAUUUCCUUGUGAAGUCUGGGUUUGAUAGGGAGGCAUUGGAGGUUUACAAGGUGAUGAUGGCGGACCAUAUCGUGCCGAGUGUGAGAACAUACUCUGUCCUGAUGGUGGCGUUCGGGAAGAGGAGGGAUGUAGAGACGGUUCUUUGGUUGUUGCAUGAAAUGGAGGCUCAUGGCGUGAAGCCGAACGUGUAUAGCUACACCAUCUGUAUUCGAGUUCUUGGACAGGCAAGAAGAUUUGAUGAAGCUUAUCGGAUACUUGGGAGAAUGGAGAAUGAGGGGUGUAAGCCGGAUGUCAUUACCCAUACUGUGCUUAUACAGGUUCUUUGUGAUGCUGGUCGUAUCAGUGAUGCCAAGGAUGUUUUUUGGAAGAUGAAGAAGAGUGAUCAAAAACCUGAUCGAGUCACGUACAUUACUCUUUUAGAUAAGUUUGGUGACAAUGGCGACUCGCAGUCAGUGAUGGAAUUCUGGAACGCAAUGAAAGAAGAUGGGUACAAUGACAAUGUUGUUGCUUAUACAGCAGUUGUUGAUGCAUUGUGCCAAGUUGGGAGGGUCUUUGAAGCUUCAGAAAUGUUUGAUGAGAUGAAACAAAAGGGUAUAUUGCCUGAGUUGUAUUCAUACAACUCACUAAUAUCGGGCUUUCUUAAAGCUGAUAAAUUUGGUGAUGCUUUAGAGCUGUUUAAACACAUGGAUAUUCAUGGACCUAAGCCAAAUGGCUACACGCAUGUCCUUUUCAUAAAUUACUAUGGAAAAUCUGGUGAGUCUAUAAAGGCAAUACAGAGAUAUGAACUUAUGAAGAGCAAAGGGAUUGUUCCAGAUGUUGUUGCUGGUAAUGCUGUUUUGUUUGGUCUUGCCAAAUCUGGUAGACUUGGCAUGGCAAAAAGGGUCUUUCAUGAAUUAAAAGCUAUGGGGGUUUCUCCAGAUACUAUCACCUACACUAUGAUGAUCAAAUGUUGCAGCAAGGCAUCAAAAGUUGAUGAAGCUGUGAAGAUUUUCCAUGAUAUGAUUGAAAAUAAGUGUGUUCCUGAUGUUCUUGCAGUUAAUUCUUUGAUUGACACAGUCUACAAGGCAGGCAGAGGUGAUGAAGCCUGGCAGAUCUUUUAUCAACUAAAAGAAAUGAAUCUAGAGCCAACAGAUGGGACUUACAAUACGCUUUUGGCAGGAUUGGGAAGGGAAGGUAAAGUCAAGGAGGCAAUGCAUCUGCUUGAAGAAAUGUACUGCAGUAGAUAUCCUCCUAAUUUAAUAACAUACAAUACAAUUCUUGACUGCCUCUGCAAAAAUGGGGCAGUUAAUGAUGCACUUGAUAUGCUAUACAAUAUGACUAUGAAAGGAUGCAGACCUGACCUUUCGUCUUACAACACUGUCAUAUAUGGCCUUGUCAAAGAAGAGAGAUUUAAUGAGGCAUUCAGUAUUUUUUGUCAGAUGAAGAAGGUUAUUAUUCCAGAUUAUGCAACGCUGUGUACUAUCCUCCCAAGUUUUGUGAAAAUUGGACUAAUGAAAGAAGCUCUGCAUACUAUCAAGGAAUAUGUUCUCCAACCUGGUUCCAAAUCAGAUAGGUCUUCAUACCAUUCGCUGAUGGAAGGGAUACUGAAAAAGGCUGGCAUCGAAAAGUCAGUUGAGUUUGCUGAAAUCAUAGCAUCGAGUGGUAUUUCCUUGGAUGAUUUCUUUUUGUGCCCAUUGAUUAAGCAUCUCUGUAAGCAGAAGAAAGCUCUUGAAGCACAUGAACUUGUCAAAAAGUUCAAGAGCUUUGGAAUUUCACUAAAAACUGGAUCUUAUAAUUCUUUAAUCCGUGGCCUUGUCGAUGAGAACCUAAUAGAUAUUGCUGAAGGCUUGUUCGCUGAAAUGAAGGAGCUUGGAUGUGGCCCAGAUGAGUUUACUUACAACUUGAUUCUUGAUGCCAUGGGAAAGUCAAUGCAGAUAGAGGAAAUGCUAAAAGUUCAAGAAGAGAUGCACCGCAAAGGAUAUGAAUCAACAUAUGUUACUUAUAACACGAUCAUUUCAGGUCUUGUAAAGUCAGGAAGGUUGGAGCAGGCUAUUGAUUUGUACUACAAUCUGAUGAGCGAAGGUUUCUCACCUACACCAUGCACAUAUGGUCCUCUUCUUGAUGGUCUGUUAAAAGCUGGAAGGAUAGAAGAUGCAGAAAAUCUUUUCAAUGAGAUGCUGGAGUAUGGAUGCAAAGCCAAUUGCACUAUCUACAAUAUACUACUGAAUGGACAUCGAAUAGCUGGUGAUACAGAAAAAGUUUGUCAAUUAUUUCAGAAUAUGGUUGAUCAAGGAAUAAACCCAGAUAUAAAAUCCUACACGAUUAUUAUCGACACGCUCUGCAAGGCAGGACAGUUAAAUGAUGGUCUAACAUAUUUUAGGCAAUUAUCAGAGUUUGGUCUUGAACCUGAUCUAAUCACUUACAAUUUGCUCAUUGAUGGUCUUGGAAAAUCAAAAAGAUUAGAGGAAGCAGAUGCUCUAUUCAAUGAGAUGCAGAAGAAGGGAAUUGCCCCGAACCUGUACACUUAUAAUUCACUAAUUCUCCACUUAGGAAAAGCAGGGAAGGGUGCUGAAGCUGGGAAAAUGUAUGAAGAACUACUGGCGAAAGGCUGGAAGCCUAACGUUUUCACAUACAAUGCUCUUAUUAGAGGGUACAGUGUUUCUGGCAGUACUGAUAGUGCCUAUGCUGCCUAUGGCCGGAUGAUUGUUGGCGGGUGCCUACCAAAUUCAAGCACAUACAUGCAACUCCCAAAUCAGUUGUAACUAACUAAUUAGUCACUCAAUGUUGUACUGCUUCUGUAUAGUUUUGUCUAUACAUUAUCUAAAAAAAAAAGUAGUUUUGUCUAUAGAAGGAAAAGGAUCAACUGUAGAUAUAUGGCAGGGUUCUGCUGGUUCUUAUUCUACACGAAUUUCUUGUACUUGCCGGAAGAGAACUAUUAAAUACAUAACUGACUUGAGAACUUGAACAUCUGUUCAAUUUAACUGACAUUCUGAGGUUACAGUUGCUAACACUUAACAAGUCAAUCCAUUGUAUGUGGAACAA
This is a messenger RNA of Oryza brachyantha (malo sina), 3718 nucleotides long. RefSeq names its product pentatricopeptide repeat-containing protein At4g31850, chloroplastic. The record is from RefSeq and is a predicted model, not a curated record. The coding region runs from base 163 to 3438 and encodes 1091 amino acids. Gene Ontology annotation, molecular function: protein binding. Lineage: Eukaryota; Viridiplantae; Streptophyta; Magnoliopsida; Poales; Poaceae. The transcript has 2 exons.